This is a messenger RNA of Neoarius graeffei (lesser salmon catfish), 4710 nucleotides long. It is a transcript of the gene rflna, whose product is annotated as refilin A. Gene Ontology annotation, molecular function: filamin binding. Lineage: Eukaryota; Metazoa; Chordata; Actinopteri; Siluriformes; Ariidae. Gene Ontology annotation, biological process: actin filament bundle organization; negative regulation of bone mineralization involved in bone maturation; skeletal system morphogenesis. Bases 509 to 1168 code for a protein of 219 amino acids. Gene Ontology annotation, cellular component: actin filament bundle. The transcript is spliced from 4 exons. The record is from RefSeq and is a predicted model, not a curated record.
AAAAACGCAGUGUGGAGCCAAAACACACACACACACACACACACAGAGAGGGAGAGAGAGAGAGAGAGAGCUCUCCAGGUGCUGGAGUUGAACUCGGUGGAUACUGUAAGGCUGAGGUGGCUGAUUUCAGUGGAGCUGAGCUGAAUUUCUCCUUUGGACUUUAUUCCCUGUAUUUAAUCCGAUUUCACCACUGGAUUAUGAACAAAGUGCGUCGGAAAUCCAGCUGUGGGGAUUUUCCCAGUUAAAGAGUGAAGAGGAGGAGAAGGUUUCAGCAUUCAGCUUGUGACUGAAAUGGGAUUUUCUUGUGGACCAGGACUGAAUUUGCAUCAGGCUUAAAUCCCUGAGGGUUCUUAAAAAAAAUAAAAUAAAAAAAAAACCUGUCUAUAAAAUAAAUUAUUAUCUGUAUAUUUUUUUUCAAAAACCCAACCCCAAAAGCUUCCUCCAAGACUUGCCUGGCUGGGGGACGUCUUUCCUUUUUAACUUUUUUAAUUUAUUUAGUUUUGUGGAAAUGGUGGGGCAUCUACACCUGCAGGCCAUGGAGGAGAGUCUUAAGGGAAAGAGCCGUGAAGGGCUCCUCGACAGUCCCGACUCGGGGCUCCCACCGAGCCCGAGCCCACCUUUCUGUCUGCUCUCACCGUCAACCGCAGAGCCUCGUGCCCCCAUCACCGCCGACCACCAUGGAGGAACGUACUGGAGGAAGGAGGGCCGAGAAGGCAAGCUGCUUCCGUACCUGCUCCUAAACUCUCAGGGUGCAGAUGUCAAGUCACGCAUGCACCCUGUAGGGUUCGGAGAAAGCAUCGAGGUGAACCCCAGACCCACCACAGAGAUGAGGUUCAGCUCGGCGGUGAAGUACGACUCGCACCGGCACUACCGUGACGAGGUUUACUGUGCACGGGUUCCCACGGUAACCUCCUACAGCGAGACGGUGGUGGCGCUGAAGAACCACACGUGGCGCAGCUACAAAUCCGAGCUUCACUUCCUGCCACGACACCGGCCCAUUCACUACCAGAGCACGGCCAUCGUCUACCCCAAACACGCCCACAACACCUACCGCACCACGCUGCACUACAACGCCAACGCCGCUGGACGCCGCAGGUUCGUGUCCACAGUGAGGUUGGAGUCGAGUGAGGACGGAAGUCCUUGCAUUAUCUACACUGAGGAGCUGUGAGAAGACACGCCCACCACGCCUGUACAAACUCACCAUUACAAAGCUCAAACUCCUCUCGGGUGGAGAACUGAACGACUUGUGGAACACGAUGAUUACGGACUUCCUCGAAAAGCAGGAAAGGACAUGAGAUUUUGUCUGUGGUGUAGUUGGUACUGCAGUAUAUAUUAAAGCGAGUAACAGAAUCUGUACGCAGAACAGUUUCAAUACGGUAGCGAUUCAUCUUUAUUUUGCAAUCGGGAGGUGGGUUAAACCUAUCGUCUAUUCUUUUGUCUGUUUACUUGUUUGUGCCAUUACAGUCCACUAUAAAGAAUAUGAUUCAGUAAAUCAAUGCUGUAAAACAAACAAAAAACUGUAGGGCAUGGUACAAAAUACAAGGGAAAAAUAUACAUCAUGCCAGGAAUAGUACAACUUCCUACAAGUUGUAUAAAUGCUCGAUUGCACUUUUGCUAAGAUUUUUUUUCUUUCUUUCUUCGUUUGGCUACAGUGAUUUUGGUCGAGCUGAGGGCAGCGUAGGAGCACUUGACAGAUUGGACCAAUGUUUUUAUCCAGAUCAGAGAUGUUGGAGUUUGUAGCACACCGGGUUUUUGAAACGGUCCGAGAACACGACCUUGAAGCAAAGCGCCUUUUCUCUCACCGCUCUGGACCUGAACUUCAAAGAAUAUAAUCUGCUCAAGUCGAACGAAAGACAGCAGACGUGUCGAGACGGGAGCUCAAGUCCGCAAAUAAUCAGGAAGCUCAGUCCAGGCAAGUUUUGUUUCCAAAUCAUUAACACUCCAUCCGGCUAAUUUGAGAGAAGGAAAGGAUUUACCUCAGGACCGAGAGAGCCGUGGUGCUGCGUUUUCCUGACUAUAAACACACUUUAUAUUUUUUAAAAAAAUCUCCCUAAUCUUACAAGUGAUAAGUGACGUCAUGUCACCACAAGUUUCUACUACAGAGGAGCCGACAUGCAUAGUUUAGCAGUCACAUUAAUUCUUGAAUUUUUUGCUAAAAUCAGACCAAACGCAAAUAAACUACACCCAGCAGAGCAUGCGAUUCACCGAAGGGGAAAGGACACGGGACAUUCGCUUCUUGUACCACUUACUUUCCAUUGGUUAUCUACGUGAUCUGUGAAUUCCUGAGCCUUGGUCUGGGGAGCCUAUAGAAACAGACUGGGCGGAGCUAUGGUAUCUUGUCAGAAAACAGUUUUACCCCUUCUCCACCAAGGCACUUCCAGGGCUGGUUCAGAGCCUCAUCUCGAACCAGUUCUUUAUGUUUCAAAAUUAUUCUUUUUUUUUUUUCCACCUUUAUUGGAUAGGACAGUGUAGAGACAGGAAAUGAGCGGGAGAGAGACAGGGAGGGAUCGGGAAAUGACCUUGGGUCGGAACCGAACCCGGGUCCCUGGAUUUAUGGUAUGGCGCCUUAUCCACCUGAGCCACGACGCCCCCGUUCUUUAUGUUUCGACAGCCAAAGAACCAGCUCUCAGGCAGGAAAACUGGUUCCAGGGUGGCACUAACACCAUCCUUUUCAGCCAGCAGGGGACGGGUUCCGUUCUUGUUCACGCACCAAAUUUUGAACCGUUCAGGGCUGGGUUUCCCAAAAACAUCGUAGCACAAAGAUCAUCAUUAAAUGUUAGAGCGAGCAUCACAAUGAACACUCUCUCUCCUAGUUAAGAUGCUUUAAGCGUUAAGAGGCUUUUGGGAAACCCACCCCAGAGCAUUUCAACCAAGAAUAAACUGCUUCGGAAGCUGAAAAGUCGGUUCCCAGCUGGAACUAAAAUAUAGCUGGUUUUUCCAACGCUGAACCACGAUGACAUCAGUGGGCGUGUCAUUAGUUUGGAGAGGAAUCGGAGCACAGCAAUGGAAAAAUACAUCUUCAGAAAAGAAUGGACUGAAAACAAAUAUCUGCAGUAACAGAAUAAAAGCUCAGAGGGCAUCAAUCUUGCACGCCACCAUCUUGCGACUGCUGUUUACUCUGGUUGUGAAUUGUGCAACAUCCUCCGCGACUCAUAACGCAUCCUUGAUUACAAAACUGGUGAAAACGUGGACUGGCUCACCAUCUGGCACCAAGGUACAAAGAAUCCUGAACGGAACCAGGUCAAGAACCCAUUCCCUGUUGGUCAAAAAGGGGUACAUCUGGUCUAGAACCAAGAACCGCUUACAGAAGGGCCGAGGGCAGGAUUAUUGUGACCAAUUAAAAACGUGACCUCUAUUUUUAAAAAACAGAGCUGGUGUGACGUCCAAAGAUUGUUUGGAUUGUUGAUGUGCUUGGUGUUAGCAGUUCUCAGAAGGCUCGCGAGCUCAAAACCGGCACCAGCACCAACCCAGAACCAUCACCUGGUCCGUAUUGGGGGAAAGAGAAUAUCAGAGGAGGUGCUUAUUUGUUCACACCAGAUUUUCAGACAUGUCGGGGGGGAAAAAACAAGCCCUCUCGUCUACUCAGACUUCUGAGGCAAAAAUCUUGUAUUGGAUUUUAUGUCUACCUUCUAGAAUAUUCGUCAGCAUUCUUUGCACCGCUGAUUGUGGGCGUGGCCUCGUGUUUUGUUUUAAUUUGAAAUACUAACAGCCAGUAUUUAUACAGACUAAAAUAUAAAAAGUUACUCAAACGCAGACAGGAAGCAAGUUUGUGAGGGCAGAGAAAAGGGCGACAUCGAACAUCUUUCGGUAAUUUAUUGGAGCCAGGCCGUAAAAUUAUACAACAUAAUUAUACAACAUUGUAGCCAGUUAUAAUUCGAGGUAGAUUUUGGAGCGAAAUGUGUUUUAUACUCAGGAAAAAACACACCACGUGCGUGACAACGUUCUUUGACGCAAGCUGGAGGAUGGUGAGAGAUUCGGCUGCUACGCUGCUUCACUUCUCAGAGAACGAUCGCACAUUCGGGCACGUCAGGAGGAAGGAUGUUGCGCCGGUUUGUGUUCGUCUUACGAAGAUCUUGAUAAUAUUAAUCACAAAAUUUUGGUAAAUAUAUUGAAAACGUAGGUUACGGUUUCUUACAGCACACCAAAUCUACUCUAUGAUGAUGACGACGACUUUCGUGGCUCGUUGCCUGCGAAACGUAUAUUUAGCAUCCAAAACGGUGUGUGUGAAGGACGUCGUGGUUACUGAACAUGAAAGUAAAGCACUGAUGGAUUUUUGGUACCAUGUGACACAUGAAUUCGUGCGAUGUGAUGAUUUCAUACGGUAAAGGAAGACCAGAUAAAGAAAGUUGUUGAGCUGCUGGAACGAAAACUGGAGCGAUGGACAAAGUAAAGUUGGUAUGAAAGGAAUUUGGAGGAGUUCAAGUUUCAGGACGUUGAACGAUGUUUCUGUAAAAGUGGACGAAAGCCUGGGAUCGUGGAUGUAAAAUGCUCUCAGAUCAUGGAUAAUCUUUUGAUUCUUUUUUUUUUUCCUGUAAAAUACUUCCUGAUGAUGUAUAUGUUGCAUAUGGCACUUAAUGAUUCUCUUUCUAUUUUUGUAUUCCCAACUUUAAAUCUUUGUUUUGUUCCAUUUUGGGCAAGAGGAUUAAAAAAAUAAUAAUUUAAAGACACAGUAUAUUUCUGAAAUGAACAAAUAAAAUCCCAAUUCUUUAA